AGCUGAAAUCGCUCGUUUCAUUGUCUUGUGCAAAGCAUGUCGCUUAUACCUAUGAAGCACUUUGACGUAUCGGAUUCUCGACUCGUGGAACGGGCCACUUGUCCUGUGCACUGUAGUCGUGCUUUUUGGCAAGCACCGUUGAGAAGCAGAACAGCGUCUUCGAAUUUUGUUAAGGCAACAGCAAUGGCUACAGUUGGCUCGUCUCUUCCGACGGCGUUGUGCGGUCGGCCAAUCUUUCUUCAGGCAAACUUCGUUCCAGGACCCCUAGCUACUUACCAGGGAAGCGCUCAGAUAACGGGUCUGUUAAAGGAAGCCAGUCAGGACUACUUUCUGGCUGCUAACGACAUCACCGUUGACAGCGGAGUAUGUUGUGUAGGGCCAGCAGGCGCAGCGAACUGCGAUGCAUUCCGACUGUCUUCCACAAAUAACGGACCUAGCAGCGACGUCGCCAGCGUUGCUGGGUGCAGUAGGCCGUGUAGAAGUACCGGCAUCGUCUCUAGUCCUGCUGCAACGGGAACCCCUUCCAUCGUCGUGACGGGCGUCUUUGAUGGCCAUGGCGGCCACACCUCAGCCCGCUACGCGCAGGAGGCCAUCCUGUCGCACAUCGUGAACGACAAGCAGCUGCACCGCUCGCUAGGCUCGGGAGAUGAGCAGGCCACGUGUGCGGCGCUGAAGGCGGCAUUCCGCAAGGUGGAUGGCGACCUGCUCGCACUGGCAGCAGCCCCGGACACCUCCUCCCACCCCUCCUCCUCGCCCGCCUCCUCCUCGCCCGCCUCCUCGCAACAUACAUCCUCGUCCCCCUCUUCCUCCUGCUCCUCGCCACACGCCUCCUCGCCCUCCUCGUCACCCCCGCUGUCGUCUGCCUCCUCCUCCUCGGCCUCCCAUCACCACCCUCCCACCGCCUCCUCCCCACCUCCGUCGCCCUCCACCUCGCCCCACCCAGCAGCACCCUCUUGCUCCACCCCUACUCCCCCCCAACACCACCACACCCGCCACGCCCCCACCCCCCACCCCCACCACUCCUCUCGGCAUCAUCAUGCCUCCUCCUGCACCUCCUCCUCCUCCAUAUCCCGCUCUCCCUCAUCGUCUCCCUUGUCUUCCUGCUGCGGAGCGCCCUCCUCCCCCUCCCCCACCUCCUCCCCCUGCUCCCCCUGCUCCGCCCCCCACGACGGCACCACUGCCCUAGUGACGGUGCAGCUGGGCGGGCUGCUGGCGGUGGCCAACGCGGGCGACAGCCGGGCGGUGCUGUGCAGGGGCGGCCAGGCGCUGCGUCUGUCCCGGGACCACACGCCCGCCUGCCGCUCGGAGCGGGAGCGGGUGGAGGCUGCGGGGGGGCAGGUGGUGGUGGCGCGGGGGGCGCCGAGGGUGGUGGUGCCGCUGCCGGGGAGCAGGGACGUGAUGCAGGCGCUGUCCGUGACUCGUUCCCUGGGCGAUCCCGACUUCAAGGCUACCGGCCUGGUCAUCUGCGAGCCCGACGUGGCGCUGGUGCCGCUGCAGCCGGGUGCCGACUCCUUCCUCAUCGCCGCCAGCGACGGGCUGUGGGGGCGGGUGGGCGACCAACAGGCGGUGGACUGCGUGGCGGGGGUGCUGGCGGAGUUCGCCUCCAUGUCCUCCUCGCACCGCCCCUCCGCCGCCAAGGAGGCGGCUCGGCGGCUGCUGCGACUGGCUCUGGACUGCGGUAGUGUGGACGACGUGACGGUGGUGGUCAGCGUGUUCGCGUGGGAGGGGGGGCAGGGGGCAGCAGGGGCGGAGGGAGCAGCAGCAGGGGCGGCAGGAGCGGCGGCGGGGGCGGCGGCGCAGGCAGGGGUUCGGUAGGUAGACGGGCGGUGCAGGAGGCCAGGAGCGGCGGGCAGGGCGGGGUUGGUGUUGCUGCGUGCGGGAGGCGGGAAAUGCGGCGGACAGGGGGAACAUCAGCAGCAGGAUGCUCAGUCCAGCCCCGCGGGAGGAUGCACAGUCAGGGCCUGCGGAGUGAUUGCCACAUUGCUCUGUCACAUGCACACGUUGCAUGGAGGCAGGGUGGCUGGGAGGGGACAUAGGAACUAGGCGAUUGCAGUUAGGAAGAAAUGAGGGACACCGCAGCUUCCACAGGGCCGGUAGUGACUUGGUUUGGAGAUAGUGCUUGGUUCCCAAGGGAGAGGAAGGAUGCCGGCGGCGUCGUGUGGACGUGUGACAAGGUGGAUAGGGUUGAAGAUUUACAAUGAAGAGGGUAACAAGAAGAAGUGAGGGGGCAUGAUGAGGAGGUUUGCCGUACCAAUUUUCCGGCCCGCACCAAUUUUCUCAAAUAAGCCAACUGCUAAGGAGGCUUGCCUAAUAAGGCACUGGGCUGUUAUUGGCGCUCUGUGCAGACGUGUCUACGUUUGUGCGUAUACCUCCGCGGAUAUAUUCUGAACCCUAAUUAUUCGCGGGUUGUAUGCAUGUAUAUGGUGCCUAUGGUUGGUGUAAGGUGUUGUACGGCAUAUGGUUGUACGGAGGAGCUGUACCGCGCACGCAUUUUUAGAAAGCAAUGAAGUUCAAGAAGUCGCGAUUCGGAAAUGGAGGAUGCAGCAAACAUGCAGUCUCUGUUUGCAAUGUUGGUGGAAUAAGCCGCAAUCACGCAUAUGAAUUUGAGGUGCAUGCGCAUGGCAAUAUGCACAUGCUCAUAAACGGCGGCCUCAUUGUGACAAGGAGGUUGGGUGCCUCGGUGCUUUUGCUCGGUGUGCUUGUAAGGAAGAUGGUAUAUGGAGGAUUAGAUACGAAUAGGACCAGGGCGGUGCUGGCAGUGGCAGUGGCGGUCUGCUGGUUCCAACCCGUUGUUGUUGCUGGCUCUUGUUGGAGUACGGUAAUGCGGUUGGAGGUUUGGAGGUGCUGUAUCGAAUGUUUGCGGGGAAAGCGUGAACAUAUGUUAAGGAAACUUGACAUGCGUGGACGUGUGUUUGAGGGAGGUGAUGUUGCUGCUGGUUUUGUACAGC
Molecule: messenger RNA, 2948 nt
Organism: Astrephomene gubernaculifera
Lineage: Eukaryota; Viridiplantae; Chlorophyta; Chlorophyceae; Chlamydomonadales; Astrephomenaceae
Source: the annotation of a GenBank genome assembly